Drosophila montana is the source of this 3645-nucleotide messenger RNA. RefSeq names its product salivary gland-expressed bHLH (gene sage). Bases 631 to 1557 code for a protein of 308 amino acids. The record is from RefSeq and is a predicted model, not a curated record. The transcript is spliced from 2 exons. Gene Ontology annotation, biological process: mesoderm formation; regulation of transcription by RNA polymerase II. Gene Ontology annotation, molecular function: protein dimerization activity; DNA-binding transcription factor activity, RNA polymerase II-specific; RNA polymerase II cis-regulatory region sequence-specific DNA binding. Gene Ontology annotation, cellular component: nucleus. Lineage: Eukaryota; Metazoa; Arthropoda; Insecta; Diptera; Drosophilidae.
AGAGCUUGUCGGUGCGCGCUUGUGUAUCGCAUACGAAGAAUGCUGCUGCAAAGAAAAACUGAACUCAAACUGAAGUUGUGGCGACGAUCGAGACGACGACGACGACGACGACGACAGCGAUCCAAAAGGCAGCUGCCCAUAAGCCAAACGCGACUCCAGCAUUGCACACGCGCUCAUCUUCGACUGUCGCUGACAAUAGAAGGAAAUUAAGCCGCAGUCACAUUUGUUAUUGUUGUUGCUGCUGCUGCUGCUGCUGCUGCAAGGCAGGUACACAAAAGGAAAAGCCGACACACGAUCCCGAUCACGAUCCUUGUUUUUAUUGACACACGUACUGAACGCACUUGUCAUCGCCAGCAAUUGUAGAAUUUUAUUAACUAGCUGACGCCAUGAGCACCAGCUCCAAUGAUGAAUAGCUGUCGGAUUAACUCGGCUGUGGCAGCUCCGAAGGAAAAACGAUUUUCUAUUGAAAACUCUUCUAGCGUACUUUGAAUAGCGACCAUCUCAACUACAUAUGUACAUAUAAAAAAAAAAAAAACAAUCCCGAAACGGAAUAAAAAAUCGAAAGUGGGGAUCAUUGGCCAGCCGCAGGUUGUCGCCAGCGGACGUCAAACGGCAAUCGGAUUAAGCGUGAUGAGUGAUCAACUGCUGAGCGCUGCCGCGGACGAUCCACCAGCACUGAUACCCACGCCCGUGUCAUUGCCCAGCGCAUACAGUGUCGAUGCAGAGUCCACGGAGCAGCCGGUGCUGCUUGAGCUGGGCGCCGCACAGCCGGCGGCGGCGGCGAUAGCGAGUCUUAAUUAUACCCUGGCACCAGAUGGAGGAGGUCUGCUCACCUAUACGGCCCCACAUGCGCACAACCUUAACUAUUCGCCCACAUUCUCAUCCGGCUAUGAUAAGCAGCCGCAUCCUCAGCACAAUCUCAGCCUGAUAGCGCCUGGUAUGGGCAGCGCGGCUUACAGCAUCAGCAUACCACAGACAGUGUCCAUGUGGCAUGGUGGCUGUGCGCCCAUUAUUGAACCCAAACGCAGUGAACUGGUCGCUGUGCCACCGCCCACAUAUAUGACCUAUAGCGGUGGCGGAAGCGGCGGUGCCGUGGAAGUGGAGAUCGCCAAGGAACAGAAUCCGGCAUGGCGCGAAAAGGCGUUGCAAAUGGAGAAGGACUAUAGGCGCACGGCCUGUGAUCGGGAGCGUACGCGUAUGCGCGAUAUGAAUAAAGCCUUUGAUCUGCUGCGCUCCAAGCUACCCAUAUCGAAGCCCAAUGGCAAGAAGUACUCCAAAAUCGAAAGCCUGCGCAUCGCCAUCAACUAUAUUAAUCAUCUGCAGGCCAUGCUGCGGGAGAAUCAUGUUCUGCCCGAAACAGAAUUGGUUUCCUUCAAGUGCAGCAGCCGCUCCAUGCAGUACGAUGGCCAAGGCCAGCACCACAAUCACUCCGCCAGCUACGAAUAUGAGAACAGCGCCUCGGCGGCAACGUCCUCUCAAAAUGGUUGCAAUUGGAGCGGGGGCAGCAGCAGUUCACCCAACUAUGAAACCAAUUCCAAGGAUCAUUGGAACACGUAGUGUUCGUAGGUCAGCAGGAUUAAUGUGCAAUUGCCAAAGAAAGUUUCGGAUUUCAAAGUUUUCAUAGACGAACCUUUUUUGGUUUUUUAGAUAUCGCAUACCAGUGUACUAUGGUUAAUUUUACCUCUUUUUCCAGUAUAAGACAAAAUAAAUUUUAUUCUCGAUAAAGCUAAAUGCAACAGGCGACCUGUCAACAUUGGGGGUAUCCGUAUUAUUUGUUCAGCUUGGCUAUUGUAGUCUUAAGCUAAGUUCACAAACCUUUGAUUUUUAGAAAAUAAUAAAAAAAGAAAACUAAACAAUAAAAGAAUAAUAAUAAUAAAGACAUAUAAAUGGGUCCACCAUUUUCUAUUAUCAAGAACAAUAUUUAUUUAAGCGUUUCAAAAUUUAAUCUUAAAAUUGUAUAGCAUCUAAAAAUUUAACACUGACGGUGUUUAUGAUUUUGUGUUAAAAAAUAGGGAUAAAAAAAGGGCCAUAAAAACCAAUUAAUCCAGAAUAAGAUUCUAAAAUGCUGCAAAAAAAUAAUAUCACUAUAAACUAGUUUUGAAACCUAACCUCAAAAAUGUUAUCUGAAUUCUUUUUGAUACAGUUUUGAGGAUAAUAUUUAAAAUAAAGCCAAGUUCGCGGAACUCGUGAUUACAGGAUAUGCCGUAAGAAAGCUCCUUAAAUAAAUCAUACUUUAAAACAUUUAAAUAAAGCCACUGCUUUUGACUUUUUAGGUUAUAUUUAUUUAACGGUACAUUAUUAACAUUUUACGGUUGAUAAUUUACAUAAGUUUGAAUAAAGAAAUGACUGUUUCGACUGUUUAACCUAAAAAGUACAACAAACACAAAAGAUAUAACAAAUUAUUAUAGUUGAUAAUGGAAUUACUGAACUGCAUUUAAAAGUAAUAAGUUUGUAAUACUUAUUUAUAUGUAUAGCUUGCGGUAAACACAAAGCCAACUAUACAUUGCUCACACACGCAUACACACAAUUUGUCCGGUAAUGAAUUGAAUUUAGAACAGGAUUUCGUUUUGAAGUUGACUCUUCGCAACAUAAAUGGGGCGAGAUAACAAAGAUGGGGAAGGUUUUAAACCCCGCGUUUUGUGCGGUUUUUCUAGCACGUGAUUAAUUGUCCUUCUUCAUUCGCGUGGAGGUCAUGCGGUAAAUGAUGGAGUCCCUCCCGGGAUCCAUUGCUCCAAUAGCAUAGCAGAUAGCCAGCAGGGACAGGCCGAAGAUAACCAUGAACCAUAGGAUAAUAUUGAAAAUUACGGGAUAGUCUUCGUUGUAGUACUCGGCCAAGUUGAAGGGGUUUGUAUCAUCGGCUUGGAGAGUGUCACGCUUUGAGCGUGAGUUGGCAUCCUUGUCUGUGGAUAGUACAAAGAGCACCGAGUCGCUGGACUUUUGGGCGGCAGCCAGAAGACGACCAAUGGCAGCAGAGAUCAGCUUGUUGGCCUCAUCUACAGCAACGGACUUCUCUCCAUGCGCCUUAGCAAUGCCAUCGACCGACAGGCGUAUAAUCAAUACAUUCGAGGGCUUGAGCAUCUCCGCCAAGUUCUCGGAAGCGGCAUUAAUGAAGCCAAUUUCCUGCAAGAACUGUUUAUCAGCAUUGUGCAACGCGGGAUUCAGGUGCUUGGUGGGCUUGGCAGCGGGCGACUCAAAUUCACCAAAACAGGCCUUGAAUGCUUGCACCUUUAGGAAAAUGAAAUUUGAUGGAUUAAGCCUGGUUUGGGCACAUUAGGCAAAAACCACUUACGCCCUCGUCGUACUGGUCGAAGUUAAUAUCGCAGACUGGCUCAUUGGCUGCCUCCAGCUCGGCGGCCAAUGCAUUCAGUGAUUGUCCAGUAUUGGAUCCAACCAACUCGUAGGACUUGGCAUUGCCUGCCGACGUCACAUGGCUAAGACCCUCCACAUGCACGGCGAUUACGCCCUUGGCCAGGUUGAAGGGAUCGUUGAUGGUCAGGCCGCUCCAGUCACUGUCGCCAACGACGGCAUUGCCCAUGGCAGCAUAUAAAACAUCGCCGACAUAGCGACUGUUCAGUGGAUCAUUGCCCUUGAAGCUAAUCGCCUUUGGACAGUUCAGUACGGUGAACUCGCCAGCGGCGUGAACUG